AUGUCAGACCAUCUCACGCGAAGGCUUCUCCGGACACAGAGGAGUUGGCUUUCCAUUACCCAAGUAUGUACGUACUGGCGUAGUCUCAUUACGAACAAUCCGGCAUUCUGGACGAACCUCAAGCUCAGAGCGUUCUUCAACAGACAACUGGCGGCGGCGUUCCUUCGUCGAGCCGAGAACCGCCUCAUUGACCUCAGGUAUCAGGGCAGCGGGAACCCCCCGAAUCGCGACCCGCUGCUCAUUGCCAGCUUCAUCGAUUCUCACACUAGUCGGAUCAAGGGGUUGUCGAUUGUCCAACUGGACCACGAGGAGACCGAAGUCAUGUUGCGGCGACUGUGCACGCCGGCGUUGAGGCUUCAGACCCUCGAGAUCUCAGCAGUCAGAAGAAGAACAGUGCUGUACCCCAUCUUCACCGGCAUACUUCCCGCGCUGCAAGACUUCCGUAUGACAGGCUUGUGCACUGCGCUGCCGCAAAGCUCAAGCAUGCGUGUUCUCAUCCUCGAAAGCAGUCACAUGAUGCGGUCGUUCGGGUGGAUACUGGAAUGUCUGCAUGAGAUGCCUUUCCUUGAGGUCCUUCACGUGAAUCAAUUGACUCAAUAUCCCUACACUCUGCCGCAGGACCCGACGCACAUCCUUCCUGUACAGCUAGCGCGGCUGAAAUCCUUUGCCUGGACAUCUUGGAUCCCCAAAGACCUCACCGCUGUGCUUGAGUACAUCGUCUUUCCUCCGACGGCAAAUGUGAAGCUUCACUUUUGCUAUUUGUCCAUCCCGCUCACUAUCGCACUCCACGACAAGUCGGUCUCCUUGCAGACGAUAGCUUCUCGUGUUCCAGCGGCAAUAUUGAUUGUGAGCAAGGACCCAAAGUACGCAACUGCAAUACUGCAGUCAGCCGAUCACCAACUGGAGCUUCAGUGGUCAUGGCGUGAAGGUCAGCCUGGUGCAGCGAGUGCUCGUCCAUUCGAGCGCAUCACCUUCAACGCGCUCUUGUUCCUAUCUCUGCGGCAGCUUAGCGUUCAUAGUCUGCGGCGCGAACUCAAGGAGACUGACUGGGCGAAUAUUCUUGAGAGCCUCUACAGCCUGGAGACGCUCGAUGUCGGUGCAAAUGUCAUGACCGUGCGUCAUCUUGGGGCCGCACUGUCCCCAUCAGACCACGCUGUAACAUCCUCGGUGUAUUUGUGUGUCCAGCUCAAACAUCUGAAGAUCGUUCAUCUGCAACGAGGUGAACGAUGUCUCCACGAGCUGCUCUCCUCGCUCAUGAGGCGCUCACGCGUGGGCUUGAAACUGCGAUCGCUCGCGCUCGCGCUACCGAAGGACGGGGAACUUGUGUCCCACCCUCAGUCGAUUCUGCGUGCGAUCGCCGACGAGGUCAAAGUACAGUACCACACGCUGCAUCCUCAGCGAUACUCCUGGCAGCCUACUUCGUAA
This is a messenger RNA of Postia placenta MAD-698-R-SB12, 1425 nucleotides long. RefSeq lists its product as hypothetical. Bases 1 to 1425 code for a protein of 474 amino acids. The transcript is spliced from 2 exons. The record is from RefSeq and is a predicted model, not a curated record. NCBI's taxonomy places the organism in Eukaryota, Fungi, Basidiomycota, Agaricomycetes, Polyporales, Adustoporiaceae.